AUGGAGCAAGCGACCGGGGUCAGUCCCUCUGCGGAGAGAAAAGACCGCGUGGGUUUGGAGCCCGGAGACGCACUUGUGACUUUGCCCGGAUUCUCCGACCCCCAGCAACGUGAAGAGACAGAUGCCGGCGCUAGAGCAGGCCCGCUGUCGCCUUUGAAAGGCCGACCCGAGGAGCGGCCCCCAGGGCCUCUGAAGGGCCACAGAGACAGCACGGCGUCCGCGAGCACGCAGGCCUCUCACGAGGGCAGACGGAGUUCUGGGCGCCUCGACGCGGUCCUGCACGCGCGUUCUUCGCUCUCCUCCUUCGCCUCCUUCGACAGUCAACGCUCCCAGUUCACGGCUGACGACCCUGAGGCCUCCCUGCUGGCCCAGAUCGAGGAGGGCCAAGAAGAAGCCGAAGGCGGGCGCCAGGCCAGUUGCCGGGGUCAAUGCCCGACUGAGGCGACCCAGGAAGAUUCUAAGGGCGCCGAACAUCAGCAUUUGGAGUGCAGUCUCGCCGUGUCGAGGGAACAGGAAAGCGCAUCUUCUUCCAGUCUGCCUGUCCAAGAGACGGACUUUGACCGCGAAUCUCAGAAAGAACUUGCGGCUCGGCAGGAACGCGAAGUUGGGUCUGCGGGCAUCGACCCUUCGCAAAUCUGCCCAGAAGCUGAGACGCAGCCCCAGGACCAGAGAAGCGCGGAGGGAGACUGGGAGGAGCCGCCGCCUCCGUCGGUCUCCUGUUCCCUUGCGAGAGACCAGGCAGGGCCUCGCUCGGAGACGCCCUUCUGCGGCCUCGGCUCUCGAGAGGCUCACGCUGCACCUGCUUACUCGUGUUCUUUUCCGGUGCCAUCCGCGCUGUAUCCUCCCGUUGGGAUGAAUGUAGGAGUCCCCGCCGAGGUCGAGCGGGCCUUCUCGGUGAACUGGAUGCAGACCGAGAAAGGGACGGGUCUCCAGGGUGGCGAUGCAGGCCUGUCGUUCUCGCCUGGUGCAGCGGGGCCUGGCGCCUCUCAGCCGCGAGUUCUCGGUCCGACGUUUGCGGCAUUCGCGCCCCCGCCGGGCAUGUCCCGAGAGGACAGCCCCGACGAAAGAGACACCACGGCGAAGCCAGAGACGAGCGCGGAGAGAGUUUCCGACGGCAUACAGGAAGAGGCUCGAAACGAAGCUGCGCUUCUGCCGGACGACGGAGCGCAAUCGCGUGAAGCAGAGAAAAGGGAGGCAGACGGCCUUGCGUUUGACCAUGUCCCAGAGAAGAGAGACCGAGGGACCCUGUCUCCCCGCGCGAGGGCGACGCACACCCUCGAGCCCCGCGUGCAGUCUCAGGCUGCGUCUCCUGUUCAGACGCCCGAUGCACCUGAAGUGCCGGCCUUCGACGGCAGACAGAGUCAGCGAGAGAGUUCAGACGCGAGGCGGUGCAAGGCCCUGUCAUUCUUGCCUCAAGGUCUAGGUUUGGGCGAAAUAGAGAACUCGGUACUCCUUGACGUCCUCGUUGCGCUGGGCAUGGAACGAGAAGAGAGAGGCGCGGAGCGCGAGGGCGGCCCGUGGAAGGAAAAGCUGCGUUUGGGGGAGUGGAAAGACGUGAGUGACCCGGAGAAGAGUUCGCGCCGCAGUCGCGAAGCCGCGCUCGAAGGUGUCUGCUACGAAGGACCCGACACAGACGCGUCUGGACAUGCGUCGUCGCUUCAUGGCGCCAUGUCUUCGUCGACGCACUCGCCGUCGCCGAUCUCCUCUUCGCCACUGGUGUCCUCUCACCCAUGUCCCCCGCCCUCUGUCUCCUUUUCGCCUCGUCAAAUGUUCUUCUCUCCACCCUCGUCUCCAGGCCUGCCGUUUCCGGCGCCUCAGCAGCCGCCGGGCGUCGGAGCCGACCGCGAAAGACGCGACGCAGCUUCCGGUCGCGGCGCAUCUCCGUCUUCUCUCAGGUCGUUUUUCCAGUACUCCUCGCCUUCUUCUCCUUCGUCGAUUGCUCCCUCUUCGCCCCAGUCAGCUCUGCAGUUGUCCCCGUUCGCCUGCUGGCGCCCGAUGGCUCUCCCGUCGCUCCCCGAGACCCGGAGAGAUGGCGGAGCUCCCCCGUCUUCUCCGUUCUUCAUCAGCGAAGAGGAGCUGUCUCUCCUCGAGCACUUGGUAGCCACAGAGCGACAGAAACGCGAGAACAUGCACGCUCAGGCCCCGCCCCGGUUUGAAGCUUCCCUUCUGGAGCGUCUGUUGCUCCUGCGGGACGCGGCGUUUGCCCGCCAGGGCCUCCAGGCCCACGCAGGGGACUGCGGGGUGUCUCCUGUCUCCUCAGACGCGCCCGCGUGUGUCUCUGAACACAUCCAAGUCAGGGCGACAGGGUCCGAGGGCGCCCGCGGGCCGUUCCCGGAUGUCUCGCUUCUCCUCGCGGGGGAGUACGAGAAAAAGCGGCUUCUCCAGUCCGUGAGACCUCACUUUCUUGCACCUGCCUCCCCGGCGUUUCCCCCGACGUCGGCGGUCUCCAGCCCCCAGAGGAACUUCCCAGACCUCGCAGGCCCUCUGUCUGCUUCACCCUUCUACACCUGCCAGACCUCCCGCGGAUCCCCGCCGCAAGGCAACGGCGCCGGCGGGGGCGAGGACAGAGCGAACGGACGCGGAACGGGAGCUGCCAAGGAGAUCGGCCCGGGCCUCCAAGUUCGCCCUGGGCCAGCAGGUGGGUUCUUUGUGGGGUGCCCCGGUCAGCCGCGGACCUCGCCCCUCGACUUUGCGUCUCCUGAGGCGCCUCAGCGUCGCCCCGGAUGUCGCACCACGCGGUCGCCUGUCUCCGCAGUCGCCGCUUCCUCUCCGUCUGGACCUGGCGCCGGGGGCGCGGCGGAAGCGCCUGGCGAGUCCAGAAGAGGUCGGAAAAAGAGAGAGAAUCGGCGAAGAGGUGCAGGGCCUCCGUCGGGAGUCGCGGGACUGGACGCCGCAACGGCGCCGCUUCCGCUUUCGUGCAGUGCGGCUCUGAGGCACUUCCGACUCGGCACAAUCUCUCCCUUCACGUUGCGCGACGUUGGCCCAAACGCCCUGGAGUUCGCGAAAGAUCCCUUUGCGGCGGUCUUUCUUCAAGAGCAGUUGGAGACUUGCCCUCUUGCAGACCGUGUUCCGAUCCUUUUCCAGUUGCUCCCGCAUGCGCUGGACCUCGCGGUCGACCAACAUGGAAACUACGUGCUCCAGAAGUUCUUCGAAACAGGCUGUGACAAGGAAAAGGAGUGGCUGGCUGCACAGCUCACCGACCAUGUCUUCCGGCUGUCUCUGGAGGUUUAUGGUUGUCGAGUGAUUCAGCGCGCUGUCGAGUCUCUCCCCGUGCCUGCUCAACUGCGUCUUGUCAGGGAACUGAAGGACCAUGUGAUUACUUGCGUCGAAGAUCAACACGGGAACCAUGUGAUUCAGAAAUGUGCAGAGCGCCUGCCUUCGCCGUCCGUCCAGUUCAUCAUCGAUGCAUUCAAAGGACAAGAAGCGCGCAUGAGUGUGCACUCCUACGGCUGUCGCGUGAUUCAGCGGCUCCUCGAGGCUUGCCCCAUGUCUCAGGUGGCGGCGUUGAUCGACGUUGUUAUGGCGGAGCUGUGCAUGCUGAUCCGUGACCAGUUUGGCAAUUACGUGGUACAGCAUGUCCUCGAGUUCGGUCGAGACGCCGAUAAAAUGAAAAUCAUCGACUUCAUGUGCGAGGACAUCAUCGCUCUGUCGACGGAGAAAUAUGCGUGCAACGUUGUCGAACGCGCUCUCACGCUGAACGCGAUGGGGCGGGCGCGCCGGCGCAUCAUCACCGCUGCUCUCGGCCCAGAGAUGAUGGGCCAGCCCCUGAAGAUGGUGAUGCUGGACCGCUACGGAAACUACGUCGUGCAGCGCAUGAUGGAGGUCGCGCCCGACGAUUUGCGCCCUCCGCUUCUUCGCCUUCUCCGCGAGCACGUCGACAUCUUAAAGAAAUUCACUUACGGCAAGCACAUUGUGACGGCUCUGGAGCGUCUGGAAAACAGCGGGGCGAAUGCGUCAGGUUCUUCCUCGCCGCCGCCGGGGUAUUCCACAAGCAGCCCAAAGGAUAGGAAGACCCGGGAGGCUUUGUCUCGAACCGUCUCCGCGCCGCUCGCGGUGGGUCCCCCGGGGCAACCGCCCGUCCUCGCUUCCUCCAUUCCGCGGCCUCGAUCUGCUCAUCCCCCUCCGCCCCGCACCGAGCCGCGCGGGGCCUCUGCUCCGGGGCCUGCUGGCUCGGGGGCUCCGGUCUUCACCCUUCUGGCCGACUCCUCCUUCUGCGUGUCUCCGUCGUCGCUUGCUCAGCCGCCACCUGCGCUGCCGCCUCUCGCCGCGUUCACGCCCCGAGUUCCUGCCGGGUCGGCGACCCCACAAGGCGAGGGCGGGAAGGGCCCUCGGGGCGCCCCGCGCGAGGGCCCUCGUGUCUCCUUUUCGGGGGGGCGCGAGCCCGCAGAGCGGGUCGGCUCUGGCCAAGCGAAACCUUCGCGAAGCGAGAAGGCGCGCGCGCGGGGCGAGAAGGCCCGGGCGUCGCGGGAGAAGGCUGAGGAGGCUGGGAAGGCGGGAGCGAGUCGCGCCGAGGAACGGCGACUCAAGGCUGGACUUGCGCGAGCGGGCGACGGCGGAGACAGUGGGAAAGGGAGGAAGAAGGAGCGCGAGGAGGCCUUCGGAGCCUCGCUGGACCAAUCCGAGAAAAGGACCCUGGGAGGCGGCGAGAAGGGUGUGCGCCGACGGGAUGGAGCCGCGGGCGAGAAGAGCCGAAGAAGUCCAGGCUUCUCCGCGAGCGACGAGUCGCCUCACCACGCCCCAGUGGACGAAGGGAAGGGGCGCGACGCGAGAACAACGGACCCGCGCGACGAACAAUCUUCGGAUCUGCAGCAGUGGGUGUCUGUGGGCCGGGCGUUUUCGAAGCAAGCGUCGGCGCUCGCGGCUCUCCAGAGAUACUUCUUAACUUCGCUGUCUCCACCUCCCGUCGUCCGGAGUCCGCCCCGAGCGCCGUCGGCGCAUUCGCAGAUCUCGCACGCUUCGACUGGUUCGUCCGGGCCGUCGUCCCUCCCCACAGUACGCGCCGAGGUUCAGCGAGCGUCCACGUUUGGGUCGUUAGGCGGGAGCACGCUGUGGGAGAGCUCCUCGUCGGAGCCGCCUUCUCCGCUGCCUUCCUUUUCUCUGUUCUCCACCAACUCUUCAGGUGCGCAGCUCCCGCCCGCGGGCCAUUCCGUUUCCGGCGGGAGGCCCGGGCCGCCGCAGCGCCCCUCCCCGGGAGUUUCCUUUUCGCCAGAGAGCCCCAGUGUGCUGUCUGAGGUGAUGGAUCUGGGCGGCGGGUCCCUUGGGUCCGCGCCGUUAGCCUGGCCCCGUCGCGAACGUGCGAAGAGUGACUGUGUCCCCAGUAGCUUCCCCUCUUUCGGCCGAGGAGGGCCUCUGCCGCCUCUCGCGUCUCUCCCGCGAGACCCCCGGGUCCCUGCCGCUGUACAUUUGGGAGAACAAGAGCGAGAACAAGCGCGCGCAGGAGCGUCCGAGGAGAGCAGGAGACCGACGCUUGCGGUGCCACUCUCGGGGGACGCAAACGUCCACGCGUCCGGACAGGUCCAGGACCGCCUUCUGUCUUCGCUGCACGGGAGACAGAGUUCCGCACAGCAGGGGUCGAGCGAGUUGCGCCCGGGGGGAGAGAACAAGGGUGGGCAGGACCUCCCCGGGGGGCGGGCGCCGAGCAGAUUCGACGAAGAGGCGAGAAACGCAGGAAACGUUCUCUCUCUCACCCCCGAGAUGAUGAAUGAAGUGCUAAAGGCCUUCCAACAGUGUCGGCCGACGUAG
This is a messenger RNA of Toxoplasma gondii ME49, 5742 nucleotides long. RefSeq names its product Pumilio-family RNA binding repeat-containing protein. The coding region runs from base 1 to 5742 and encodes 1913 amino acids. Gene Ontology annotation, cellular component: cytoplasm. Gene Ontology annotation, biological process: post-transcriptional regulation of gene expression. Gene Ontology annotation, molecular function: mRNA binding. The record is from RefSeq and is a predicted model, not a curated record. Lineage: Eukaryota; Apicomplexa; Conoidasida; Eucoccidiorida; Sarcocystidae. The transcript has 11 exons.